UUGUAUUUCCUUCCAUUCCCACUUUUUGACUGUUUAUUUUUAUUUUCUUUAAUUUUCCCCUUGAUUCGGAAGAAAAUCCCAAGUCCCCGUUGCACGUUAAUCUUCAGCCUCUUUGGUUUCGUCCAUUCAGGUCUUGGUAGAAUACCCAGUUUUAAGCCAUUAAUUCCAUUGUCGCUAUCAGACAGACUAUCGUUUCUAGACCAUCGAAUAUUCAGUUGACUUUCUUGGGAAAACCCAUUUGGGCUGUCAACCCCUCUCGUGUGUUGCCACCCUCUCCUUUUUUUUUCUUGAAAGUCUCUGUUCUUCAAGAAGGCCAUAGUGAGAAUGCGCAAAUUCUUCUUUUCUGGUUUAUGAUUUGGGGUAUGCCAGAUUGAUGCGAUUUCAGAAAUGACUCUUACGAGCCAAGACGGGAAGAAGAAGUCAUUCAUUCGGAAUAUGUUUGCCAGAAGGGAGAGAAAUGAUAGGGAAAUGAAUAAAGGCACAUUUGAUUUCCCUGAAGCAGAGUCUGAUCCAAGGCUUAAAGGUCUAGCUUUUACUGGCACAGGACAUCCGAUGGCUCUUAGUCAAGAUGUUCAGACUUUUAGAGUCUUUGUAGCAACAUGGAAUGUGGGUGGGAAAUCUCCCAAUAGUGACCUUAACCUGGAUGAUAUUCUUCACACAGAUCAAUCAGAUAUAUAUAUCUUGGGUUUUCAGGAAAUUGUUCCUUUAAAUGCUGGAAAUGUCCUAGUCAUAGAAGAUAAUGAGCCUGCAGCGAAAUGGUUAGCCCUGAUUAAUCAGUCACUUAACAAAUCAUCGGAGCUGGCAUCAAGUGGAUUAAAACCCACUUCCUCCCUUGGUAGUUCCUUGUUCUUCUCAAAGUAUUCCCUUAAAAAGAUCAGUAAGACCUUUAGGACGGAGAGCGGAAGGAGGCUGAAGACUUGCAACUGCAAUCUUGAAUUAGAAAGGAAGCAGAGUAAGGAUCUCUGUUUUCGAUGCCAACAAUCGCAUAUAAGCGAAGAUGAAUUUUCUUCAGAAGAGGAUGAUGAUGUACCUAAUGGAAUUGACAUUCCGGGAAUUUCUUUUCCCUCAAGUACCAACCAGAUGAAUUACAGUCUUGUAGCCAUUAAGCAAAUGGUGGGAAUUUUUGUCACUGUUUGGGCAAGGAAGGAGCAUGUACAGCAUAUAGGCCACUUGAGGAUCUCCUGCAUUAGUCGUGGGAUUAUGGGCUGCCUUGGAAACAAGGGGUGUAUUUCUGUGAGCAUGUCAUUCCAUCAGACAAGCUUUUGCUUUGUCUGCAGUCACUUGGCAUCUGGAGAGAAGGAGGGGGAUGAACUUAGGAGAAAUAUGGAUGUCAUUGAGAUAUUGAAAAACACUCAGUUUCCAAAUAUCUGCAGAUCAGUUCACAGUAGGGUGCCAGAGAAAAUCCUUGAACAUGAUCGGGUCAUUUGGUUAGGGGACUUGAAUUACCGAAUAGCUUUGAGUUACUCAGACACAAGAAAGCUCCUGGAGGAGAAUGCCUGGGAUGCACUUCUGGACAAAGAUCAGCUAAAAAUUGAAAGAGAAGCAGGGAGAGUAUUCAAGGGAUGGAAAGAGGGUAAGAUCUACUUUGCCCCCACAUACAAAUACUCCUGCAAUUCAGACACCUAUGCUGGAGAGACGAAAAAAUCAAAAAAGAAAAGGAGAACUCCCGCUUGGUGUGAUAGAAUACUAUGGCAUGGAACUGGGAUACGGCUGCUUUCUUACAUACGUGGGGAGUCUAAGUUUUCUGAUCACCGGCCUGUUUGUGCAACAUUUUUGGUGGAUGUUGAUGUUGUAUCAGGUGGAUUAAAGAAGGGAUUAUCUGGCUCUAACAUGAAAGUUAGGAUUGAAGAGCUUUUACCUCCAACUAGAAAUCUAUUCAUUGAAUAAGGUGCAAGUUCAUGCACAAAGUAUUAUGAUUUUAGUUCUGUUAAGUGGUGACUUUAAGGAGGGGUACCACAGUGCCGAGAAAAAGCAUGAAGAGGCUCAAUAGGUAAAGAAAAAGAAGUGCGAUUUUCUUGGUAUCUUCUGUGGGUUCUAAUCCUUAUCAUGGAGAUGGAGCCUGUUUUCUGAGAUUAGAAUUAUAUAGCAUGGUUUAGUUAGUUUCAGAUCUUUUAGUGUUAGGAAUGUUGUUUGAUUGUUUCUCAUAUUUAUCAGGUACUGGUGCAAUUAACACAGUCAUCAAAAGACUGAAGUAACAUUCUAAUUUUGUUUAUCAUGUGAGAUUAAGUAGGAAGAAAAGCAGAGAGAUUGGUGCGGAGUCAUUGUAAGUUGGGCAACCUGUACAGCAUUUUGAAACUGUGCUAGUGUAAAUAUGAAAGCUUCAAGGAGGUUUUCAUCAUUUGCAUUGCAUUUCAGAUAUGAAAGCACAAAAAAAAAAAAAAAAAAAAAAGGAUGCAUAUAUGCUCUGCUUGUGCAACUCAAAAUUCAAAUGCUUGUCCUCACUUUGUUUGAUUUUAGGUUCACAAGUAUUGACUGGACCUGAUCUGUGUUGAACCGUUAUUAAUUGUAAAUACAAUAUGUUCAUUGUCAGAGUAAUAAGAAUCUGCCCAAUUUGAAUUGAAUCAUAGGUGAACAGAACCGAGUAUUGAUUAUUUUAUGAAUGAGAGCAUUUAGUUUCAAAGUUCUCUGUCACUUGCAAGUUGGACUGGUCAGAUUAUUAUUUAUUUAUUGUUCCCUG
Messenger RNA from Juglans regia (Persian walnut), 2677 nucleotides. Its product is annotated as type I inositol polyphosphate 5-phosphatase 10. NCBI's taxonomy places the organism in Eukaryota, Viridiplantae, Streptophyta, Magnoliopsida, Fagales, Juglandaceae. Bases 388 to 1887 code for a protein of 499 amino acids. Gene Ontology annotation, biological process: phosphatidylinositol dephosphorylation. Gene Ontology annotation, molecular function: phosphatidylinositol-4,5-bisphosphate 5-phosphatase activity; phosphatidylinositol-3,4,5-trisphosphate 5-phosphatase activity; inositol-polyphosphate 5-phosphatase activity. The transcript has 11 exons. The record is from RefSeq and is a predicted model, not a curated record.